AUGGAGGAGGAAGAGGAGGAGGACGACCUCGCCGACCACCCCGCGCUCCUCCACGCCCAGCAGCCCUUCGCCCAGAUCCUCUCCGGCGCCCCCUUCUUGCCGGACCAAGGCCCCGUCUUUCCAGGCGGCUCGCCCGAGGACAAGGAGUACGGAACAGACAUGUUCACAGCUGCAUUCUUCAAGGGCGUGGAGGAGGCCAGCAAGUUCCUGCCCGCCUACACCGCUGCGACGCUGGUGAGCAAGGACACGAGCGGCGGCAAGGACUGUUAG
Messenger RNA from Miscanthus lutarioriparius, 270 nucleotides. The record is from the annotation of a GenBank genome assembly. Lineage: Eukaryota; Viridiplantae; Streptophyta; Magnoliopsida; Poales; Poaceae.